AUGGGCAGGCUCAGCGAUCAGUGCUACCUCGCUCUAUUUGCCAGUUCUCGUAAGAAGCAUAUCAAGCCAUUGUAUAAAUUGUUCAUCUGGCUGGCAUACCUAGGCGGCGAUGCUCUAGCGAUUUAUGCCCUCGCCACGCUCUUUAAUCGCAACAAGAAGGACCAGCACCAGCCUGUAAAUGGCAGCCGUGAUCUAGAGGUGUUAUGGGCCCCUAUCUUGCUUAUGCACCUCGGUGGACAGAUGAAUAUAUCUGCAUACAACAUCGAAGUCAACGAACUAUGGAGGCGUCACAUUCUUACUGCAGUGGCUCAGGUCACCGUGGUCGCCUACGUGUUUUGCAAGUCAUGGUCACCCUCAGCCGAUAAGCGGUUAUUAGCUGCAGCAAUUCUGCUCUUCAUCAUUGGUGUUUUCAAAAUGCUUCGAUAA
Miscanthus lutarioriparius is the source of this 426-nucleotide messenger RNA. NCBI's taxonomy places the organism in Eukaryota, Viridiplantae, Streptophyta, Magnoliopsida, Poales, Poaceae. The record is from the annotation of a GenBank genome assembly.